UCUUCUUCUUCAUAUGAACAGAGGGAGCCGAGAGGUUGAGCGGAGGAUUCUCCGGCUGCUCCACGGCCAAAAAACUCGAACCCAACUCACUCAAAUCCAUGCGCACAUCCUUCGCCACCACCUUCACCACUCUAACCAGCUCAUCUCCCACUUCAUUUCCAUCUGCGGUUCCCUUAACAGAAUGCUUUAUGCAUCCCUCAUAUUUCAACACUUCCAGAAUCCCAACAUCUUUCUCUUCAAUUCCAUGAUCAAAGGUUACUCCUUACGUGGCCCUUAUCAAAAUUCUGGUCUUUUUUCCACUAUGAAACGACGUGGCAUUUGGCCUGAUGAGUUCACUUUCGCCCCUUUACUCAAGGCUUGUGCUAAUCUUGAGGACUUGGAAAUGGGACAAGGAGUACAUAAGCAUGUUCUUGCACUUGGGUUUGGCAGAUUUGGGUCGAUAAGGAUUGGGAUUGUUGAGCUGUACUCUGGAUGUGGGAGGAUGAUAGAUGCGAAGAAGGUGUUUGAUGAAAUGCUUCACAGAGAUGUGAUUAUUUGGAAUUUGAUGGUUAAGGGUUAUUCUCACAUUGGAAAUGUGGAUAUGGGACUUGGGCUGUUUAGGCAAAUGGGUGAGAGGACUGUUGUUUCUUGGAAUUUGAUGAUUUCGUUGUUAGCGCAAAAUGGGAGGGAGAAGGAGGCUCUGGCACUUUUCCAUGAGAUGAGGAAUGGUGGGUUUGAGCCUGAUGAAGCUACUGUUGUUACUGUGUUACCUGUUUGUGCUCAAUUAGGAGACCUUGAUUUGGGAAGGUGGAUUCAUUCUUAUGCUAAGUCUAAAGGCCUCUAUCCCAAUCUCGUAUCCGUUGGCAAUGCAUUGGUUGAUUUCUUUGGAAAAUCUGGUGAUUUGGAGACUGCGUUUAUUAUAUUCAAUGACAUGCCUAGAAAAAAUGUAGUUUCUUGGAAUGCUGCUAUAUCAAACUGUGCUUUUAACGGGAAGGGUGACUUGGGAGUACAAUUGUUUGAUGAGAUGUUAGAUGAAGGUGUGAGACCUAACGAUUCGACUUAUGUGGGUGCUUUAGCAUGUUGUGCACAUGCAGGUUUGGUCCAAAGAGGGGGAGAUUUGUUUGAUUCUAUGAUUGCUAAUCAUGGUAUAGAACCAACAAUUGAGCAUUAUGGAUGCAUGGUUGAUCUUCUAGGUCGUGGUGGCUGUCUAAAGGAGGCUCAUAAACUAGUGGAAACCAUGACAAUGGAACCAAAUGCUGCUAUAUGGGGUGCAUUGGUUAGUGCUUGUCGCACUCACGGUGAAAUGGAGUUGGCUGAAUACGCACUUAAGGAACUUAUUAAACUUGAACCUUGGAACUCCGGUAACUAUGUAUUGUUAUCCAAUAUUUAUGCUGAUAGAGGAAAAUGGGAAGACGUUGAAAAGGUGAGAGUAUUGAUGAGCGGAAAUAGCAUUAAAAAAGCGCCAGGACAGAGCACAAUUGUUUGAUCAUUUUUCGACUUCAUUAUGUGGCUAAUCCCUUAGCUGCAUCUUAAACUAUGGGUGUUUGCUCCUUGCUGACAGAUAGAUAGGGUCCCUUCAAUGAAGGGCUCUUCCU
This is a messenger RNA of Solanum verrucosum, 1574 nucleotides long. RefSeq names its product pentatricopeptide repeat-containing protein At1g09190. Lineage: Eukaryota; Viridiplantae; Streptophyta; Magnoliopsida; Solanales; Solanaceae. The record is from RefSeq and is a predicted model, not a curated record. Gene Ontology annotation, biological process: RNA modification. Gene Ontology annotation, molecular function: RNA binding; protein binding.